Gongylonema pulchrum is the source of this 201-nucleotide messenger RNA. The record is from the annotation of a GenBank genome assembly. Lineage: Eukaryota; Metazoa; Nematoda; Chromadorea; Rhabditida; Gongylonematidae.
AUGUUUUGCAGUAUUUCACGUCCGUUGCUUACUUCGAAUGGGCCAUUGCUAGCACCACUGACAGUUGGCACAGGAGCAUGCCCGGCAAUUGCAUCCCGACCAGCACGUUGUGCCACCCCUGGUAAUAACAGUACAAAUACGCCGCAAAGUUGCAUUUCGGAGCCGCUGGCCGAUGCUGCACCAUUGCAUUCACCAUCAUGA